Oncorhynchus kisutch (coho salmon) is the source of this 4955-nucleotide messenger RNA. RefSeq names its product methyl-CpG-binding domain protein 5-like. Lineage: Eukaryota; Metazoa; Chordata; Actinopteri; Salmoniformes; Salmonidae. The record is from RefSeq and is a predicted model, not a curated record. Bases 172 to 1266 code for a protein of 364 amino acids. The transcript has 6 exons.
AGUUGUGGUCCAAUCAUCUCUGAGCCAGGAGACCCAUCUAACCUCGUAAACUGCAGCAUAACCAGCCUCCAGCCCCACGUCAUCAACAGUUCCAGCAGUGGCGGUGGUACCCAGGUGUUCCAGCAGCGUCAUGCCCAGCAGCAGCAGCUUCAUCAGGGCAUUCAGCGGGCCAUGCAGGGUCUCCCUCCUGGCUACCAGGGCUCACAGCAACCUGGCUUCCCUGAAAACAACAACUCCUCCAACGCCCACCCUAUGGCCUGCCUGUUCCAGAACUUCCAGGGGUGUUUGCCAGACAACAGCAUUUCAGUCCCUCACUCACAGAUGAUCUCUCAGUCUGGUAUGACAUCACUUCCUGAGUCUCAGGGGAUGCUGUCACACACCCAGUUUGGUGUCAGCCAACAGGAGAUGCAACAGACUCAGGGAGAAGGGCUUCCCCCAGGGAUGCACGGCUCUGAUAGGCUACCCAGCGGAGGGGUGGAGUCUGUAGAUGCCAUCUACAGGGCUGUGGUGGAUGCGGCCAGUAAAGGAAUGCAUGUAGUCAUCACCACCACGGUUAGUGGCACUACCCAGUCCAGCCCGGUACCCACUCUCAGCACCAUGACUGCCUUCACUAACUCCGUAGGGGAGCCGGUCAGCAUCAACCACAACCUCCCUCACAGCCAUGCUGCAGUCAGCCAUAGUGGCCACCGGGUGGCGCACCAGGAGGUGGAGCAGACACCGACCCUGAGCCAACAGCCCAGACCCAGGCAGGUCAGAGCAGGACGGCCCCAGAAGCACUCUGGUCAGGGGAAGAGUACUGUUAGCAUCCCCGAGGGUCAGGGUGCACUUCCAGAGGCCUCCCACCAGGACUACUUCAGAUCCCCAGGCCAUGGCACCCCCAGGGGGCAGUGGGAAGGCGAGACCGGGUACUCUGGAAGUCUGGACAGAGGUCACACGGCAUGGGGCGGUGAGGAGUUCCUAGAGUGCUCCACUCAUGUCCGCAGCAGCCCCUGUAUGGAGAGACCUGGGAGUCUAGCUCCUGCACCCCCCUGUCCAGCCGACAGCUCCCCCCACGAAGGUCACCACCACUCUCUCCCCGCCCCCUCAGACAAGGCCUUCCUGGAGGAUGGAUUCAACCGCUUCAACAACUGCAACCGGACGGCCGUGAACAUCGUUAACUACAAAGAGAGGUUGGAUCAGACUGUGGAGAGAUGCGCCCAUAUGAACGGAGGGUGGCGUCGGACCCCCCCAGGUCCAGUUCUCUCUACGGGGGUACGGUGUGUCUGACCCCCUCGGCCCCCCCAGACAGGGGGACCUAACCGGGGACGACCAGUCUCCCAGCUCCUCCACCAGCCUGGAGGGUCCGUUGGUUAAAGAGUACGUGGGCCACUACAACGGGCACUUUAACGGAGGCUGUGCCCCCAGCCCGUCUGACACCAAGUCCCUGAGCAGCGAGGAGGACCUUAGGCAGCCGGACAGCCCGUCGUCAGAGAUGCUCCACUAUAGACCCAGGACGUUUAACAUGGGGGAUCUGGUCUGGGGUCAGGGCUUUAAAGGGUUCCCAUCCUGGCCUGGUAAACUGUCAGGGGAGGAGGCGGGGCACAACCAUCACCAUGGCAGCCUGCAGCUCAGAGAGGACAGCAAGGUGGAGACGGAGAAGCUGAAAACACUGACACAUGACCUAGAGGCCCUUGACAGAGCGACCAAGAGGAACCGAAAAGCUGGGAAGUUGAAUAAUCAUUUAGAAGCUGCUAUACAUGAGGCCAUGAGUGAGCUGGACAAGAUGUCAGGGACUGUCCAUCAGAUCCCUUCCAGAGACAGACAGGUGAAGCUGCCCAAGCCCAAGAGGAGAAAGAUCUCCAGAUAACAUUGAAUGUGUUUGGUCAGCUAAUGACAGUCCAGUAUCUAGCCAGUGCCCAGCCUUGGAACAACGGUUCAGACCGCCCCGCCGCGACCUUUGAACUCCAACCAGGUGCUACAAUAUGGAUAGUAGUGGUACAUUAUCGUCCCACGACCUCCGUAGCUGACUGACAUUGAAAGUCCUGGAAAAGCCAAACACAAAUAUUACAGUUUUGAAUUUCAACUGUAAAAACCAACGGUUGUAAUGUGUCUACAGCUAGCUGAAUGACAACUAUUUUUUCUAGAAUAACAUAUUUAAAAAACCAACUGAUAAAUAGAAGAAAAAUACUACAUUUGAAAGAAAAUAGACAGUCCAAAUAUUUCUGAUACAUUUUCAAUAUGUAUAUAGGUAAUACGGAAGAUUUCAUGAAUAUUAAGAAACGUAUGUAAAUAUUGUACACUGGUGAUGUACAACAUACUUAAUAAUGCACAUGUGAACUUGUAUUGUACAAAGCAGCAGCAGCAGAAGGGCACCGAUGUCCUGGUUUUUCUUCAACACACACUGUCAUUCUGACUGUAUGCAAAGGGACAUGUAAAGACGAGAUCCAGCCGGAAGCUUUUAUAUGGGGAUGUUAUAGACCUGCUGUUUAUUGGCUUGACCAGCAGGGUCUGUAUUCAGAAAGCAUUCGAGGAGUAGGAGUGCUGAUCACAGAUCAGUUUCACUUUUAAUAUUAUAAUGAAUAAGAUGACAUAUACAGAUGGGGGCCUGCUACUAGAUCAUCACAGGCAGUAGAAUCAGGUCUAAGAGGGGCGAGACUGAUCCUAGUUCAGCACCCCCAACUCUGAGACGCUUUCUGAAUCCAGACCCAGGAGAAACGGGCUUCACUUCAACACCACUAAGUGUUUGUUCAUUUUAUGUGUUUUAAAAACAGAGUGAACUUUACCAGCUGAAAGUCUUUCUGUUUCUACGGUUACCAGAGAAAAAGGAUGACUGGAAUGAAGCAUCCUUCUAAUUCCAGGAUCUCAACCUACUAAAACCACAGACUGUUGUCAAAUACCAGUCAGCUGUUUUUGCAUCAUUUAGAUUUCUUUUUGAUGUUUUUGAUAUUUUUCUUAAUAUCAUUUUCAAAUAGUGUCAUCAUUUUAUCACACAGCUAUAGCUUUAGAUCGCGUAACCAACCACAAGCAUAGAUGCCGUAUGUUACUAUGACGUAAGAGUGGAUUGUGAAAAUAACACUAACUGCCUGAGGUAAAAUGGUGGAAAAGAGUUCAUCCUACAAUUUAGGGGCCUUAUGUGUAGUUUAUUUGUUAUAAAUUAUUUAUGUACAGUAUUUCAUAUUUAUUUUAAGCUUUACAAUAUUCUAGAUGGCAAUAAUACAACCGAGAGUUAUAAACUCAAAGCCUUACGUGUUUAUUUUACACAGAAAUAGCCUAUAUGCUGUAUUCAGUUUAGCCAUUAACCUGACUGUUUUCCAGUUUGAUUUGAAAUGUGUUCUUUUUGGAUCCCUUGACGUUGUGUACUACUGUGUUUUUCCCUUCUGCUAGCUAUCUCUUCUGUAGUGUUUGUUACAGUAGAUCAUGUCCUGAAGAGGUCAUUGACUGCCUCCUUCCAGAAAGUUAAGGUUGCGUAUCUCCAGUCUCUGGGGACCAUGCUUAUUUAUAAGCAUAAGGUCUGAAAAGGCUUCACUAUAUAUUUAGGCAGCAUGCGAUCUUUGAAAAAAUAAUAAUAAUUCAGAAUCAACUUUUAACGACCUAAGUGAUUCAUUAAAAUCAGUGCAGAUAAGUACAAUAAUAGUUUAAAGGAUAGAAGAAACGUUUCAAAUGGAUAAUGGGCAGUAUGUCAUAUUAGUAUGGAAAGAAAGAAGUGUUGGUUUGGGCCUUCAGGCCGAGCCCUGUCGGUUUGGUACUUCAGGCCGAGCCCUGUCGGUUUGGGCCUUCAGGCCGAGCCCUGACGGUUUGGGACUUCAGUCCGAGCCCUGUCGGUUUGGGACUUCAGGCCGAGCCCUGUCGGUUUGGGCCUUCAGGCCGAGCCCUGUCGGUUUGGGCCUUCAGGCCGGGCCCUGUCGGUUUGGGCCUUCAGGCCGGGUGCUGUCGGUUUGGGCCUUCAGGCCGGGCCCUGUCGGUUUGGGCCUUCAGGCCGGGUGCUGUCAUGGGGUUGUUUAGUGGAGAAAUCACUACUGAAUACAAUUCCAAUAGAAGUGUGUUAAUCGGAGACUGUCUGCAUAUAGAACGGCUUCACUACGUUUCGUGCUGAUGAGAUUUGGAUGCUUUUUAUUGCCCCAUUGAAAACAGACUUGUUAUAUUCACUACAGCGUGUUGUGUGCAAUUCAAAUAAGUCACAUCAUAAAUCAUUAAAUCAACUUCAGAACGGCAAUCUUUAAAAAAAAUUUAAAAAAUGAUCUGUGUAUCCGUUCAUAUUACAAACCAUGUCUAGAUGGAUCAACUGUAAUUCACUCCAGACAGAAAAGUAUUUCACUCUACUUCUAGAAAAGUAUUCAUGCUUUUUAAUGAAGCUUUUCACAAAUACUCUUGAGAGCAGUCAAGAGAACACGUGAAGUUCAUUCUGCCCUUGUGCAAUGACCGAGAGACCCAGUCAGUCUCGUGUUCAAACCCCAUGUUGUAUAAUGUCUUUUCACUUUUACCUUUCUGUUGUCGGUCAAAUGGUCAGUGCAGCACAAUUUAUUCACACGUGUGUGUGUGUUUUAUUUUUGGAGGUGUGUGUGUGUGUGUGUGUGUGCUGUUUUUCUUACCCUUGCUUGCUCUUUGAGUCUUUAUUUGUGUGUUUUUAACAUGUUGCUGUUGUCAGUGUUGGUUUUUCCACAUGUAACUAAGUUUUCUCACUAAUGUAUAUGUGUGUGUGUGUGUGUGUGUGUGUGUGUGUGUGUGUACUUUACAAAAGUAGACUACUUUGUAAAGUGUGUUGUGCAUUUGAUGUCAUUUGUUGCAUUGUGGGUGCUAGGACAAAUAGUGUGAAGUCCCAUGUUUUCUCAUUGUUUGGCGUUGUCUAUUAUUUCAUGUAAGCAGCCGUUUUUUAUUGUGUAAAUAUUGUAAACAUGACAGGUCAUACAGUGAUGUAACAUUUGAACAAUGUUGCACAGAUGUUUUAAGAUAGUAAAAACUGUUCACUCCUACUUGAA